AUGAAAUUUGACAAAGUUUUGACAAAGAAAUUUUCAAGCGGCUCAACACCAGUCACCAAGAAAAUUCAAGAUGGGGCGUGGGCCGAAAUAACGGAAAAAGUGAAUUCCGUCGGUCGUGCGUGUCGCACGAUUGACGACGUGAAAGAAAAAUAUCGGAAAAUGGUCGCGAAGGCCAGAGAGUCGCUUACGAUGGAGCGAAAAAACGCCCGGCAGACGGGUGGCGGACAACCGAUGAAAGCCGCAGACACGGUAACAAUGUCAAUCAUUGAAACAAUGAAGGACACGCCGUCCUUCAGUGGGAUUCCGGGUGCUUCUCAAUCCGAAACCACCAUCGGUGCAGUGCGCAGCGCAACAGGAUUUGUUGAGCUGCUCCAACUGGAUGACUUCCUCAACUUUGCUGACGAUAUUCGUCCAUUCGACGAUGAUGAAACAGUAAAUGAAACAUCAAAAGACAGCAGUGCAGAUCAAGUUCUUAGUGUGCCUGUUCCUGUGAAUAAUAAGGAAAUUAAACCAAGCAGGGAUCCAGCUAUUGGUAAAAGGAAAGAGCAGACCCUGAGGGAACUGCAGAUGGCAUAUUAUGCUGGAGCUAUUGCAGUUCAACAGGAAAAGUUGCUACUUAUGAAAUCCCAGAGAGAGUUUUUUGAGGAGGGAAAGCUCAUGAUGGCAUUUGCCAAAGACAAACUGUAA
Dreissena polymorpha is the source of this 687-nucleotide messenger RNA. RefSeq lists its product as uncharacterized. Lineage: Eukaryota; Metazoa; Mollusca; Bivalvia; Myida; Dreissenidae. The coding region runs from base 1 to 687 and encodes 228 amino acids. Gene Ontology annotation, cellular component: nucleus. The record is from RefSeq and is a predicted model, not a curated record. The transcript has 7 exons.